AUGUCUGAAUCUAUUUCACAGAGAGCACUUGCCGAUGAAUUGGCUCCCAACUUUGCGCCAUUUUUUGGCUUCGCUGGUUGUGCCGCCGCCAUGAUUUUGUCAUGCGCUGGAGCUGCCAUUGGGACCGCCAAGUCUGGUAUCGGUAUUGCAGGUAUUGGUACUUUCCAACCACAAUUGAUCAUGAAAUCUUUGAUCCCUGUGGUCAUGUCCGGUAUUUUGUCGGUUUAUGGGCUCGUAGUUGCUGUGUUAAUUGCUGGAGGUUUGGCCCCCAACCAAAACUAUUCACUCUUCAAUGGGUUUAUGCAUUUAGCAUGUGGAUUAUCCGUUGGUUUUGCAUGCUUAGCGCUGGGCUACUCAAUUGGGAUUGUAGGUGAUGAAGGUGUUAGACAAUUCAUGCAUCAACCCAAGUUGUUUGUCGGCAUUGUCUUGAUUUUGAUUUUCGCUGAAGUCUUGGGAUUGUACGGGAUGAUCAUUGCUUUAAUCUUGAAUACAAAGGGAAGUGGUUAA
This is a messenger RNA of Dujonia railenensis, 507 nucleotides long. The record is from the annotation of a GenBank genome assembly. Lineage: Eukaryota; Fungi; Ascomycota; Pichiomycetes; Serinales; Debaryomycetaceae.